This is a messenger RNA of Paramuricea clavata, 1493 nucleotides long. The record is from the annotation of a GenBank genome assembly. Lineage: Eukaryota; Metazoa; Cnidaria; Anthozoa; Malacalcyonacea; Plexauridae.
AUGGCUCAAUUUCACUUUACAGGUGCAACAACAUACAAUACCAGUAACGAAAGUGGUUCACACGGCUGGGUCGCGUAUGAAUGUAUUGACUGGGAUGGAUUGUUUUCUCAUAAGGCACGGGACCCUUCAGAUACACCAAUACAACUCAGGUGGAAAGAGAAAUCAGAUAUACAAGUUGCAGGCAUGUUAUCAUUUUACAUCUUGACAAAAGGAAAGCAUCCGUUUGGUCCGAAAAUAGUCCGACUGAUGAAUUUGCAUGCUAACAAUCCAGAGCAUUUAAGAGAGCUCAGCGAUCCUGUGGUCAAAGACCUGCUUUCUCGGAUGUGUGCUCGGGAGCUAGAUAAGCGACCAUAUGUGGAGCAAGCCUUGAAGCAUCCUUACUUUCUCUCUCUCGAAGAGCAGAUGAAAUUUGUAGAAACUGUAGGCAACGAACCUAAAUUAAAGAAUUACUGUGCUGUUUACAGACAGCUGAACAACCUUGAUCCAUCCAAACCUCGAAGUCCGUUGUUACCAAAGGAUUGGAAAACAGUGAUUGGCCACGAUGACCUCGACACAUUGUGUAGAGGAGGUUACCGCUCCCCGUCAUUGUAUAAUGGUAGCCGGUAUACUGAUUGUCUUCGAUUGAUACGAAACACAUUUCAGCAUCGGGAUGGCAAACUGCAUCAAUUGAAAAAGAAGACACGGACUACUUCUUCUGUCGAGGAAUAUUUUUCUCAGUUAUUUCCUACACUCCCACUUGUUCUUCAUCAAAUAAUCCGAGAGGAUCCUGUCUGGAAAAAACUCCCUGCCUUGAAGGAGUUUUUUCCUGAGAUAAACCGUCACACAGUGUCUGAUGUAGACUAAAGCAUACACAAAUAUCUGCCAGGUUAGUAUAUUUCAUUAUAAUGGUUUUCAGUGUUCCUUUAUUACCAUAAUGUAUUUAUUUGAGCCCAUUAUGGCAACAUUUUCGGUCGACUUGUUAUUAGAUUAUUAACCACCAUUUUGAACCUUAUUGACAUAUUAUUGUAUAAUUAUCACAUGUUUUGUCAAUUAAGGCCCUGUCACAAUAUUGCGUACGAGAGAAACGUAUGAGAAGCGUAUGAAAUAAUUUUCAUACGCACAAAAAUCCUUUGAAAUACCAGCGUAUGAGUACCGUACAUCUGGCGUACCUCUAGCGUAUUCAGCGUGUGCCUAGAGUAUAUGCUUAUCGUAUAAAGCAUACGUCCGAUACGCACAAAAUUUUUGAACAUGCUUAAAAAAAAUUUUCUGCCUCGCCGUAUGCCAGCGUAUGUCACCGUAUGCGACCGUGCUUGAAACGUAUACAACCUAUGCCUAACGUACCCCUAGCGUAUGUCAGCGUAUACCGGCGUAUGAGUGAUAUUUUUCAUACGCUGGAAUACGCUAGUAUGAUACGCAAUAGUGUGACAGGGCCUUUAAGUGUAUUUUUUAAGAACAAUAUAUGUAUUUUACAUAUUUGUAUAUUUUUUCAGAGAUUCGUCAAGGCGAUGUCGUUU